CUCACUGCUGAUGAAGAGGUCAUUGCUCCGGGAGAGAAGAGCAGCGAGAACUAUCAGAUAGUCAAGGGGAUCCUGGAACGGCUGAAUAAGAUGUGUGGAGUUGGAGAACAAGUGCGGAAGAAACAGCAGCGCCUGCUGAAGAACAUGGAUGCCCACAAAGUGAUGCUGGAUCUGCUGCAGAUCCCGUACGAAAAGGGUGACACCAAGAUGAUGGAGAUCCUGAAAUUCACCCACCAGUUCCUGCAGAAGUUUUGUGCUGGCAAUCAGGAAAACCAGGCGCUUUUGCAUAAACAUCUCAACCUCUUCCUGACGCCAGGGCUCCUGGAGGCUGAGACGAUGCAGCACAUCUUCCUCAACAACUACCAGCUCUGCUCGGAGAUCAACGAGACGGUGCCGCAGCACUUCAUCCACUGCGUGGCCACCCACGGCCGCCACGUGCAGUACCUUGACUUCCUGCACACCAUCAUCAAGGCCGAGGGCAAGUACGUCAAGAAGUGCCAGGACAUGAUCAUGACCGAGCUCACCAAUGCCGGGGACGAUGUGGUGGUUUUCUACAAUGACAAGGCCUCGCUGGCCACCCUCCUGGAGAUGAUGACCGCAGCCAGGGACGGGGUGGAGGAGAACAGCCCCCUCAUGUACCACAUCUCGCUGGUAGACUUGUUGGCUGCCUGCGCCGAGGGCAAGAACGUCUACACGGAGAUCAAGUGCACGUCCCUGCUGCCUCUGGAGGACGUGGUGCGGGUGGUGACGCACGAGGACUGCAUAACCGAGGUGAAGAUGGCCUAUGUGAACUUUGUCAACCACUGCUACGUGGACACGGAGGUGGAGAUGAAGGAGAUCUACACCAGCAACCAUAUCUGGACGCUCUUUGAGAACUUCACCCUCGACAUGGCACGGAUGUGCAAGAAGCGAGAGAAGCGCCUCCCGGACCCCACGCUGGAGAAGUACGUGCUCACGGUGGUGCUGGACACCGUCAAUGCGUUCUUCAGCUCCCCUUUCUCGGAAAACAGCACCUCACUGCAGACCCAUCAGACCAUCGUGGUGCAGCUUCUCCAGUCCACCAUGAGGCUGCUGGAGUGUCCCUGGCUGCAGCAGCAGCACAAGAGCUCGGUGGAGGCCUGCAUCCGCACGCUGGCCAUGGUCGCCAAGAGCCGCUCCAUCGCCCUGCCCAUGGACCUGGAUGCCCACGUCAGCUCUCUGCUCAACAGCAGCUCCACCAGCACCGUGCAGAGGAACACGGCCAGCUACAAGACGGCCACGCGGACCUUCCCCCGCGUCUCCGCCACCCCCAACCAGUGGGACUACAAGAACAUCAUAGAGAAGCUGCAGGACAUCAUCAAUGCCCUGGAGGACCGCUUGAAACCUCUGGUGGAGGCUGAGCUCUCGGUGCUCGUGGAUGUCCUGCACCGGCCGGAGCUGCUCUUCAUGGAAGGGACGGAGGCCUACCAGCGAUGCGAGAGCGGAGGCUUCCUCUCCAAGCUGGUGCAGCACACCAAGGACCUCAUGGAGACGGAGGAGAAGCUCUGCAUCAAGGUGCUGAGGACGCUGCAGCAGAUGCUGGUGAAGAGGAACAAGUACGGCGAGAGGGGCAACCUGCUGCGGAAAAUGCUCCUGAACAAUUACCUGCAGAACAAGAAGUCCAGCUCUAAAGGGGAAAUCGUGGAUGCUGCUGGGGGAGGGCAAGACCAGGACUGGUCGGCUAUCGCUGCUGUCCAGUGCCGGCUGGACCGAGAAGGGGCCACCAAGCUGGUGGCAGACCUCAUCAUGAACACCAAGAACGAGAAGAUUUUCCAAGAGAGCAUCCUGCUCGCCAUCCGGCUGCUGGACGGAGGCAACACGGAGAUCCAGAAAUCCUUUUACAACCUCAUGACCAGCGACAAGAAGUCCGAGAAGUUCUUCAAGGUGUUGCAUGACCGGAUGAAGAAGGCCCAGCAGGAGACCAAGUCUACAGUGUCCGUGAACAUGAGUGACAUCGGGAACAAGCCCCGUGAAGAAAAGGACGAGCCUGAUCCCGGCUCCAAAGGACGAGGAGAGACUUUUGUGAUGCCUGGCACCCCCUCCCGGUACCCAAUGGCGAUAGGAUUCCGGAAAGGCCACGACGCUGGGGAGCAGGGCCAGAACAACGAAAUGGGGGUGACAGUCCUGAUUAUGGAGCCUAUUCUGCGAUUCCUGCAGCUGCUGUGUGAGAACCACAACCGGGACCUUCAGAACUUCCUCCGGUGCCAGAACAACAAGACCAACUACAACCUGGUGUGCGAGACGCUGCAGUUCCUCGACAUCAUGUGCGGCAGCACCACGGGAGGCCUGGGGCUGCUGGGCCUCUACAUCAAUGAGUACAACGUGGCCCUCAUCACCCAGACCCUGGAGACCCUGACCGAGUACUGCCAGGGGCCCUGCCAUGAGAACCAGAGCUGCAUCGUGACGCACGAGUCCAACGGGAUCGACAUAAUCACAGCGCUCAUCCUCAAUGACAUCAGCCCCCUCUGCAAGUACCGGAUGGACCUGGUCCUGCAGCUGAAGGACAAUGCUUCCAAGCUCCUCCUGGCCCUGAUGGAGAGCCGGCACGACAGCGAGAACGCGGAGCGCAUCCUCAUCAGCCUUCGCCCGCAGGAGCUGGUGGACGUCAUCAAGAAGGCCUAUCUGCAGGAGGAGGAGUGCGAGAACGCCGAGGUGUCCCCGCGGGAGGUCGGCCACAACAUUUACAUCCUGGCGCUGCAGCUCUCCCGACACAACAAGUCUCUGCAGCAGCUCCUGAAGCCAGUGAAGCGAAUCCAGGAGGAAGAGGAGGAAGGCAUCUCAUCCAUGCUCAGUCUGAACAACAAGCAGCUCACGCAGAUGCUGAAGUCGUCGGCCCCCGUGCAGGAGGAGGAGGAGGACCCGCUGGCCUAUUACGAGAAACACACGUCCCAGAUCGAGAUUGUGCGCCUGGACCGGAGCAUGGAGCAGAUCAUCUUCCCAGUGCCUGGCAUCUGCGAGUUCCUCACCAAGGAGACCAAGUACCGGCUCUUCACCACCACGGAGCAAGACGAGCAGGGCAGCAAAGUCAGUGAUUUCUUUGACCAGUCGUCCUUCCUCCACAAUGAGAUGGAAUGGCAGAAGAAACUGCGCAGCAUGCCGCUGAUGUACUGGUUCUCCCGCAGAAUGACUCUCUGGGGAAGCAUUUCCUUCAACCUCGCGGUUUUCAUCAACAUAAUCAUUGCUUUCUUCUACCCCUAUGUGGAAGCCACUUCCAUGGGAGUGCUGGAUUCCCCACUCAUCUCCUUGCUGUUCUGGAUUCUUAUCUGCUUCUCUAUCAUGGCCCUGUUUACUAAGCGCUACGGUGUCCGACCACUCCUCGUGGCGCUGAUCCUGCGAUCAAUCUAUUACUUAGGAAUUGGACUCACUCUGAAUAUACUGGGAGCUCUCAAUCUAACCAACAAGAUUGUUUUUGUGGUGAGCUUCGUGGGGAACCGUGGGACCUUCAUUCGAGGCUACAAGGCCAUGAUCAUGGAUGUGGAGUUUCUCUACCACGUUGGCUACAUCCUGACCAGUGUCCUGGGCCUCUUCGUGCACGAACUCUUCUAUAGCAUCCUGCUCUUUGACUUGAUCUACCGUGAGGAGACCUUGUUUAAUGUCAUCAAAAGCGUGACGCGGAACGGGCGCUCCAUCCUGUUGACAGCCCUCCUGGCUCUUAUCCUCGUCUACCUCUUCUCCAUCGUGGGCUUCUUGUUCCUGAAAGAUGACUUCAUCCUGGAGGUGGACAGACUGCCGGACAGCAAAGCCAAAGGUGACCCCUUGGGAAUGCAAAGGAACAUGGAGACUUUCAUGGAGUCAUGCAGUGGUGACAAAAUUAGCUGCUCUGCUGUGCCCACUGCCCUGGAAGAAAGGGACCCUGACCAGUGGGAACGUGCGUGCGACACGCUGCUCAUGUGCAUCGUCACCGUGCUGAACCAUGGGCUGAGGAACGGCGGGGGCGUAGGGGACAUUCUGCGGAAGCCAUCGAAGGAUGAGUCCUUGUUUCCUGCACGGGUUGUCUACGACCUCCUCUUCUUCUUCAUCGUGAUUAUCAUUGUCCUGAACCUCAUCUUUGGGGUCAUCAUCGAUACCUUUGCUGAUCUGAGGAGCGAGAAGCAGAAGAAGGAAGAAAUACUGAAGACCACUUGCUUCAUAUGUGGUCUUGAAAGGGACAAGUUUGACAACAAGACGGUGUCCUUUGAGGAGCAUAUUAAAUAUGAGCACAACAUGUGGAACUACCUGUACUUCAUAGUGCUGGUGCGAGUGAAGAACAAGACGGACUACACGGGGCCGGAGAGUUACGUGGCGCAGAUGAUAAAGAACAAGAACCUUGACUGGUUCCCCCGGAUGCGAGCCAUGUCACUGGUUAGCAAUGAAGGGGAAGGGGAGCAGAAUGAAAUCCGAAAUCUCCAAGACAAACUCAACUCCACGAUGAAGCUGGUGUCCCAUCUCACCUCCCAGCUGAACGAGCUGAAGGAACAGAUGACGGAGCAAAGGAAGCGCAGGCAAAGGAUGGGGUUUGUGGAUGUCCAGAACACCAUGAACCACUAGAACACAGCAGAGUCAGCGCCGUCACCCACCAAGGGACUA
Tinamus guttatus (white-throated tinamou) is the source of this 4584-nucleotide messenger RNA. Lineage: Eukaryota; Metazoa; Chordata; Aves; Tinamiformes; Tinamidae. The record is from RefSeq and is a predicted model, not a curated record.